Molecule: messenger RNA, 2122 nt
Organism: Cuscuta epithymum
Lineage: Eukaryota; Viridiplantae; Streptophyta; Magnoliopsida; Solanales; Convolvulaceae
Source: the annotation of a GenBank genome assembly
GUAACAAUUUGCCUGAUCUUUUGAAGUAAGCCCUACUAGCUAGUUGUUAAUAGUUAAUAUAAAUUAGGAAUCCUUGUGUUUUUUGGUAACUCUUAUUUAAUAUAAAUAUACCUGCCAGGACUCCUAUUGGAGUACCCUUUUCCCAUUAUUUCACAUGGUAUCAAGAGCCCAGACCUAAUUUUUUUUUUCCUCUAGAACUCACGCUUCCGCCGAUAUGAGUUCUUCCUCAUCUUCGGCCGAUUCUAGUGCCGUAGCCAUGGCUUCCUCCGCCAUGAGCUCGGCUGCCGCAGCAGUCCCUUCCUCCAUGACGCCGGCAACCUCAUCAAUUCCGAUCCAGAUGACCGCUACGCCAGAGUUCUCUACACCACGCUCUGCCGCUGCCUUCUCUCGUGUCGUUGGUUCGCCGGGAAUGAUGCCAACAUCAUCGACGUUAUUCCCUAAUUUUCCCCCACCACCAAUUUUCUCUGUGACUGAUCACACUCCUCUGUUUCAGCCUAUGCCGCAGAGCUUCCCGUGGCAGCCACCUUCACUCCAGCCGCAGGCAAGCCUCUUCCCUCCACCACCGAUUCCACCUCAAAUUCCUCUCACUGGUUCGGUCCAGGAGGCAGCCCCUUCCUUUUUCGGAUCCACCUUUUCUGGCUCUCCAGGGGUAAUUCGGCCAGUGGAUCAACCGGGUUUUGGAUCCCCGAUGUCUGCUCUUGCUCAGUCAGUCUCCCAUAUCACUACUGUUUCUCAAAUUGUCACCAUCAAAUUGAAGGCAGUCGAGGAUUAUCUCACCUGGCGUACUCAGUUUGAAUCUUUCCUGGUGUCUCAAGGUCUCUUUGGAAUUGUUGAUGGCUCAAUUCAGGUACCCCCUAUGUACAAUGUUGAUUUUCAGAAUCGUCAAGUUCCAAACACAGAAUAUUAUUAUUGGCUCCGAGUAGAUCAAACAAUUCGAUGUUGGUUGUUUGCUACUCUAACCCGGGAUGUGCUAGUUGAUGUUCAUGAUUUAAAACAUUCCGCUGCUAUUUGGGCUAGACUUCAGACUAGAUUUAUGUCUGCCAGUCUACCCCGAUGCAUGGAACUUAAACGAUUACUGUCAUCUCUUAAAAAGAAAGAGACCCAAUCAAUGGAAAGUUAUUUAAGGGAAAUCAAGAAUUUAGUUGAUGCUCUAGCGGCAAUUAAUUCUCCUGUCUCGGAUAAAGAACUGCUUCAAUCUAUUCUCGCUGGUUUGGGACCGGAUUAUAAGUCUCUUGUUACUACGGUCUCUUUAUUUCCCGAGCAAUUUCCCUUCCACAUUUUGGAACCGCGUUUGCUAGAAGCAGAACAACAACUUCUGUCUGAGCGUCAACAGCAGGCAGCCAUUGGUCAUCAAGCAUUUGCGGUAGCUGCAGCUGGGGGGCAGCCACCGGCUGGAUAUGCUGCUCGCGGCAGGGGAGGCCGCGGCAGGGGACGCGGUCGCCAGGGCCGAGGUCGCGGCAGAGGUUAUCCACAACAGCCGUAUAGCUUUCAGCACCAGGCCGCGACGUCUUUUGGUGCACAGCAGCCGGCCGGACCUCAGCCAUCUCAUGGAGGAUCCCCGGCAGCCUCUGGUUCUGGCCAGCAGCAGGGAUUCGGACCGCAAGUUUUCUCACAACAUCCGGCUUCUAUUCAGGGGGUGCAAUCUACUCGCCCGGGCACUUCAGGUUUUUCAUCGGGUGAGGGCAUUCUUGGGUCUGUUCCACCGCCUGUUGUCUGUCAGCUUUGUUUCUCUGCAGGUCACUCUGCGCUUCAGUGUCCUUCUCGGUAUGCUCCACCGUCUGCGCCAGCUCUAUUGACUUCUAAUAAUGGUGACUCAAAUACUGCUUUAUGGUAUCCUGACUCUGGAGCUUCAGCUCAUAUGACUCCUACGGAAGGACAAAAUUUCGGGGAAGGUCCUUCUGGAAGCACCUAGUCAUGGUCAUCUCUAUCCAGUCAGCCUCCGUUCUCAGCCACCGUUUGCCUUGUCUUCUCUAGCUUUGUCUGGCCCCAUUUGGCAUCGUAGAUUAGGCCACUGUGGCACUUCUAUUUUACGUACUUUACAAAGUCAGCACCAUAUAUGUAGUAGCUCUAGUUUUUCUCAUGACUGUAUUUCUUGCCGAUUAGGCAAAUCUCAACGUUUACC